CCCUUAUCUUACGUUCAUAUAAAUAAAAACAAGGGAAGUUACGCUCAGUAGUCAGUUGGCAGUCAAAAUGGGCGUCAUAGCUAUUCUCGCCCUUUGUGCUGCGGUGGUGGCAGCUGUGCCGACCAACCAAAGGAUAGUGGGUGGUUCUGUAACCACUAUAGAGCAAUACCCCUCGAUCGUCGCCCUGCUGGAUUCCUUUGACCUGAUCAACUUUACUCAGGGUUGUGGUGGUACCAUCCUCAAUAAUAGAUCAGUCCUGACUGCAGCUCAUUGCGUACGUGCCAACAAUAUGCACAGAUGGCGCAUCCGUGCAGGGUCUACCUACGCCAACAGCGGUGGAACUAUUUACAUUAUUCAGGAAGUUUUCACUCAUCCUGAAUACAAUCUCGCCGCCUUUGUAGAUUUUGAUUUCUCUAUCGUCCGUUCAGCCACGGUCUUCGCGUUCAGUGACAAAGUUAGGCCCGUGGCUAUUGCUGGUCCUAAUUAUAAUUUGGAAGAUAAUGAGCCUGUCUAUGCUGCGGGUUGGGGAUUUAUUACGGAGGAAGGACCCAGUUCAGAGCAACUCCGUCAUGUACAAGUUUACACCAUCAACCAGAUGGCUUGUCGUCUUCGCAUGUAUGGUUCGGUGAUCACUGAUAAUAUGCUGUGCACCGGGAUCUUGGAUGUUGGGGGGAAGGACCAAUGUUACAGAGACUCCGGUGGCCCAGUAUACCACCACGGUGUCCUCGUGGGAGUCUGCUCCUUUGGUAUGGGCUGUGCCAGACCCCAGUACCCUGGGGUCAAUGCUCGCGUCUCCUCAGCAGCUAACUGGAUUGUAGCUAAUGCUUGAUUUUGAAGGAGGUGUGAAAUUAAAUGUAGAUGCCUAGUAAA
Molecule: messenger RNA, 870 nt
Organism: Helicoverpa armigera (cotton bollworm)
Lineage: Eukaryota; Metazoa; Arthropoda; Insecta; Lepidoptera; Noctuidae
Product: trypsin, alkaline C
Exons: 5
Coding region: 68-829 (253 amino acids)
Biological process (GO): proteolysis
Molecular function (GO): serine-type endopeptidase activity
Source: RefSeq, a predicted model, not a curated record